AUGACCCGCUCAAACGCAGUCACACCCGACUACUACGAAAUUUUCAACAUCCAAUCCACAGGAAACGCCGCCCAACUCUCAAAACAACAACUCAAACUCGCUUACCAUAAAGCCCUCCUAAAACACCAUCCAGACAAAGCCUCCUCAAAUAGCGCCGACCUCCCCCGAUCUACUCAAGACCUGCCGCACGACAGUAAAGCCUACACAAUCGACGAGAUAACAACAGCCUACAAAACCCUCUCCGACCCGCAGCUCCGUGCAGAAUAUGAUCGCGCUUUACGACUAGACCGGGCGAAGAUUGUCGAGCGCGAGAAAACGGGGGCCGUAUUUCAUACUGGGUUGGAAGUGGUUGAUCUCGAGGAUCUGGCUUGUGAGGAAGAACGUGAUUCGGCUUUCUGGUACAGGGGCUGUCGGUGUGGUGAUGAGAAGGGGUUCUUGGUGUCGGAGGAGGAUCUGGAGAGAGAGGCUGACCAUGGGGAGAUUGUUAUUGGGUGUCGGGGAUGCAGUUUGUGGAUGAAGGUUUUGUUUGCGGUUGAGGAUGGUUGA
Molecule: messenger RNA, 546 nt
Organism: Aspergillus pseudotamarii
Lineage: Eukaryota; Fungi; Ascomycota; Eurotiomycetes; Eurotiales; Aspergillaceae
Product: diphthamide biosynthesis protein 4
Exons: 1
Coding region: 1-546 (181 amino acids)
Biological process (GO): protein histidyl modification to diphthamide
Molecular function (GO): metal ion binding
Source: RefSeq, a predicted model, not a curated record